Messenger RNA from Talaromyces rugulosus, 1572 nucleotides. RefSeq lists its product as uncharacterized. Lineage: Eukaryota; Fungi; Ascomycota; Eurotiomycetes; Eurotiales; Trichocomaceae. Gene Ontology annotation, biological process: L-homoserine metabolic process. The transcript has a single exon. The record is from RefSeq and is a predicted model, not a curated record. Gene Ontology annotation, molecular function: homoserine O-acetyltransferase activity; L-serine O-acetyltransferase activity. Bases 1 to 1572 code for a protein of 523 amino acids.
AUGAUGAAUCCAGCUUUUCGAGGCGCCGCGCGCCGCGCAUCGUGCAACUGGCGAGCAGCAAACCCUGCGCGGCGCGCGAAUCUUGGUCUUUCCAGCACAUACAACACCUCGCCACAAUGGCGUCUCAUCCACUCCAACUCACGUCGCAGCCCUCAGCCUGCCGUCUCACACGAACAGAUCCAAGAUUCCUCGAACCCUGCCAUGUCGUUUCCCUGCCUCGAUGCCCAGGAUGCCAGAACCGCAACCCUCUCCGCGCGAUCCCUAAACUCGGGCCCAGAGCCGUCAUAUACUACCGGCCAUCACGAAAACUUCCACAGCAAGGAACCUUUUUUGCUAGACUGGGGCGGUAUACUUCCUGAAUUCAACAUUGCCUACGAGGCUUGGGGAACCCUGAAUGCAGACAAGAGCAACGCAAUCCUGCUGCACACUGGUUUAUCAGCCUCCAGCCAUGCGCACAGCACCCCUUCAAAUUCAAAGAAUGGAUGGUGGGAAAAAUUCAUUGGACCAGGAGCACCCUUGGAUACGAAUAAAUACUUUGUCAUUUGCACAAACGUGAUCGGCGGAUGCUACGGAAGUACAGGCCCUUCGUCUAUCGACCCAUCCGACGGCAAACGAUAUGCGACUCGAUUCCCUAUCUUGACAAUGGAGGAUAUGGUUCGCGCCCAAUUUAGACUACUUAACUCCUUGGGAAUCAAGAAGCUGCACGCGUCAGUCGGGUCAAGUAUGGGAGGCAUGCAGAGCUUGGCUGCCGGCGUGCUAUUCCCGGAAAGAAUAGGAAGAGUCGUUAGCAUCAGCGGAUGUGCACGUAGCCACCCAUACAGCAUUGCGAUGAGGCAUACACAGCGUCAGGUUCUGAUGAUGGAUCCUAACUGGCAGCGAGGAUUCUACUAUGACUUGAUCCCGCCUCACUCCGGAAUGAAGCUGGCACGUGAGAUUGCUACAGUCACCUACCGGAGUGGGCCUGAAUGGGAAAAGAGAUUUGGAAGGAAGCGAGCAGAUCCCAGCAAGCAGCCCGCCCUGUGUCCAGACUUCCUCAUCGAAACCUACCUCGACCAUGCUGGGGAGAAAUUCUGUCUCGAGUAUGACCCAAACAGUUUAUUGUACGUCUCGAAAGCGAUGGAUCUCUUCGACUUGGGCCACGACCAUCAAAAAGAAACUCGUGCAAGAAGAGAACAGAAUGCGAAGAAUGCUGCGCAAGGCAAGGUUGAGACCAACGAUGCCUCUUGCAGUCUGACGUUGCCAGACCAGCCGUACGAAGAACAGCCCUCGGUCACAAGUUCCGUCACGCCGAUGAACGAGCCAGCCACGGGUGAGUUGACAACCGGCCCACCCGAAGAUCUCGUUCGCGGAAUGGCGCCUUUGAAGGAUCACCCAGUGCUGGUGAUGGGUGUCGCAAGUGAUAUUCUCUUCCCGGCGUGGCAGCAACGUGAGAUUGCAGAGACCUUGCUCGCAUCUGGUAACAAACAUGUCGAGCAUGUCGAACUAGGAGAGGAUGUUUCGCUCUUCGGACAUGACACGUUUUUGCUGGAUCUUGAGAACAUUGGUGGAAGAUUGGGAAAGUUUUUGGGUUAA